UGGGGAUGGAGACCGGAGACAUCCCGAACAGUGCUAUCACUGCGUCAUCUGAAUACGAGCAUAAUGACGGACACCACGCCUUCUAUGGCAGGCUGAACAGGGAGGACGGUUACAUAGCCUGGUGCACAGGAACGCUUCUAGCCGAUGAAUGGCUUCAGGUUGACUUAGGCGGAGUAGCAAUAGUGUAUGGAGUCAUCAUUCAGGGACGGCAUGUGGGUUCCAUGUGGGUGACGUCAUACAAACUGCAGUUCAGCUGGGACGGAAGCUCCUGGACAACCUACAAGGACUCUGAUGGGUCAGAUAAGAUUUUUACAGGAAACACGGAUGGAACGACUGCAGUAACCCAUCUUAUCCACCCACAAGUUACCACGAGAUACGUCCGUUUCGUUGUCCAGACCUGGAACAACCUCAUUUGCAUGCGAGUGGAGGUCCUGGGCUGUAUGGACGCAGACUGCAUGGAACCGUUGGGGAUGGAGUCGGAACACAUCCCAGAUAGCAGUAUCACAGCAGCGUCGGUCCCCCACAGUAAUCUCCAGCCGUACCACGGCCGGCUAAACUUUGUAAAGGGACAUGGGGCAUGGGCAGGAACUAAAGUUAUUGGCGAAUGGCUACAGGUUGACUUGGGCGGUGCAGCCAAGGUGCACGGGGUCAUCACACAGGGCAGGGCGGAUUAUGACCAGUGGGUGACGUCAUACAAGCUGCAGUUCAGCUGGGACGGAAGCUCCUGGACAACCUACAAGGCCUCUGAUGGGUCAGAUAAGAUUUUCACAGGGAACACGGACCGAAAUUCUCCGGUAACUAACGUCCUCCGCCCGCCGGUCUCCACGAGGUACAUCCGCUUCGCUGCACAGACCUGGCACGGACACGUCAGCAUGAGGGUGGAGGUUCUGGGUUGUAUGGAUACUGGUAAGUGAAAAG
Branchiostoma floridae (Florida lancelet) is the source of this 918-nucleotide messenger RNA. Its product is annotated as EGF-like repeat and discoidin I-like domain-containing protein 3. The record is from RefSeq and is a predicted model, not a curated record. The coding region runs from base 6 to 914 and encodes 302 amino acids. The transcript is spliced from 6 exons. Lineage: Eukaryota; Metazoa; Chordata; Leptocardii; Amphioxiformes; Branchiostomatidae.